Alexandromys fortis (reed vole) is the source of this 8144-nucleotide messenger RNA. RefSeq names its product DEAD-box helicase 18 (gene Ddx18). The coding region runs from base 1 to 1983 and encodes 660 amino acids. Gene Ontology annotation, biological process: maturation of LSU-rRNA from tricistronic rRNA transcript (SSU-rRNA, 5.8S rRNA, LSU-rRNA). Gene Ontology annotation, cellular component: nucleolus. The transcript is spliced from 13 exons. Lineage: Eukaryota; Metazoa; Chordata; Mammalia; Rodentia; Cricetidae. Gene Ontology annotation, molecular function: ATP binding; RNA helicase activity; nucleic acid binding. The record is from RefSeq and is a predicted model, not a curated record.
AUGUCGCACUUACAGAUGAAACUCCUGCGCAAGAAGAUCGAGAAGCGGAACAUCAAGCUGCGGCAGCGAAACCUGAAGCUGCAAGAAGCAUCAAACACGAGCCUAUCCCAACCUUCCAAUGAAGAUGUGCCCAAAGAAGAGGUAAAGGUCAGAAAAGUUAAGAAAACCGUAAAGCAUGCUGCGAGGGUGGGCUCAGCAGAAGCACAAAGUGGAGGCUUGCCUGAAGAGACAGUGGAAAACUCGAAAGUUGAAAAGAUACCCCAGAAACCUACUGCUUUAACCAAUGGAGAAACAGCAGCAGCGCCAUCUCCUGAUUCAGAAUCAAAAAAGAAAAAGAAGAAGAAAAAGAGGAAAAUGGCAAAUGACUCAGAGCCUGACACCAAAAAAGCAAAAACUGAAGAAAGCACUGUGGCUCUUGAAGCAGAAGAUGCUGUGGAGAAGCCAGAUGACAAGGAAGUCCCCAGCCUGCCCCUGGGGCUGACAGGGGCUUUUGAGGACACUUCGUUUGCUUCCUUGUCUAACCUCGUCAAUGAAAACACUCUGAAGGCUAUAGAGGAAAUGGGCUUCAAGCGCAUGACUGAGAUCCAACAUAAAAGUAUCAGGCCACUUCUGGAAGGCAGGGAUCUUCUAGCAGCUGCUAAAACCGGCAGUGGCAAAACUCUGGCUUUCCUCAUCCCUGUGAUCGAGCUCAUUGUGAAGUUAAAGUUUAUGCCCAGGAAUGGAACAGGAGUCCUGAUUCUCUCUCCUACCAGAGAACUGGCCAUGCAGACCUUUGGUGUUCUUAAGGAACUGAUGACGCACCAUGUUCACACGUACGGGCUGAUAAUGGGUGGCAGAAACAGGUCUGCUGAAGCACAGAAGCUCACCAAUGGUAUCAACAUUGUCGUGGCCACCCCCGGCCGGCUUCUAGACCACAUGCAGAAUACUCCAGGGUUCAUGUACAAGAACCUUCAGUGUCUUGUUAUUGAUGAGGCUGAUCGUAUCUUGGAUGUUGGAUUUGAAGAAGAAUUAAAGCAAAUUAUUAAACUUUUGCCAGUACGCAGGCAAACCAUGCUCUUUUCUGCCACACAAACUCGAAAAGUUGAAGACUUGGCAAGAAUUUCUCUGAAAAAAGAGCCAUUGUAUGUGGGUGUCGAUGAUGAUAAAGAGGUUGCCACAGUGGAUGGACUUGAGCAGGGAUAUGUUGUGUGUCCCUCGGAGAAGAGGUUCCUUCUGCUCUUCACAUUCCUUAAGAAGAACCGGAAGAAGAAAGUGAUGGUCUUCUUUUCCUCGUGUAUGUCUGUGAAGUACCACUACGAGCUACUGAACUACAUCGACCUGCCUGUCUUGGCCAUCCAUGGAAGGCAAAAGCAAAAUAAGCGAACAACCACGUUCUUCCAAUUCUGCAACGCAGAUUCAGGGAUACUGCUGUGCACAGAUGUGGCAGCCAGAGGGCUGGACAUCCCUGAAGUUGACUGGAUUGUUCAGUAUGACCCUCCCGAUGACCCCAAGGAAUACAUUCAUCGUGUGGGUAGAACGGCUCGGGGCCUGAACGGAAGAGGGCAUGCCCUGCUCAUCCUGCGCCCUGAAGAGUUGGGUUUCCUUCGUUACUUGAAGCAAUCCAAGGUUCCACUGAAUCAGUUCGACUUUUCCUGGUCAAAAGUUUCUGAUAUUCAGUCUCAGCUGGAAAAGCUGAUCGAAAAGAACUAUUUUCUCCAUAAGUCCGCGCAGGAAGCAUACAAGUCCUACAUACGAGCCUACGACUCCCACUCUCUCAAGCAGAUCUUCGAUGUGAACAACUUAAACUUGCCUCAGGUGGCUCUGUCCUUUGGCUUUAAGGUUCCUCCCUUCGUUGAUCUGAAUGUGAGCAGCCAUGAUGGCAAGCUUAAAAAGAGAGGAGGUGGCGGUGGAUUUGGCUACCAGAAAACAAAGAAAGUGGAGAAGUCCAAGAUCUUUAAACACAUCAGCAAGAAGACAGCGGACCGCAGGCAGUUUUCUCACUGACAGGAAUGGUUUUCUACCUGGACUUUGCCCUAAUUUCCCCCUUUUUCUUUAAGAAGGAACUUUUUAAAAUCACCUUUAGGAUCUUUUUGUCUUUGCUAUGAAUGAUAAUUUUUAUUUUUAAAUACUCCCAUAAAAAGUCAUGUCAUUGUUUUAACGUCUUUUAUACCUUUCCUUUUUGGUAUAAGGAGGGACGCAGUGAUGGACAAAAUAGGCUGGAUUUUUAUUUCUUGAACGUUAGCAAUAACCUGGAGCCCCUGAAAAUGCCACAAGUAUGUAAGGGAAAAGACUGUUGGGAGUAAAUAGUGAACAUCUUUAGAGGUGCCACUGCAGCUGAGAUGACUCAGUGGGUAAUCAAGUGCUGCUGCACAGAUCCUGAGUUCAGCAUCCGUGAACAAUGCUGAGCAUGGCAGCACAUGUAACUCGAAUGCCUUGGAGCCAGAGACAGGCAGGUCCUGGAGCUUCCUAGCCAGCUGGUCUAGCCAAAUAUCAUUCCGUGUUCAGAGAGAGACCCUAUCUCGGCAGCGAAGGUGGAACGCAACUGAGGAAGCUAUAGGUAACUUCUGGCCUCUACAUGUGCACAUAGGAACGUGGACAUAAAGUAGUACCGCUUCUGUUGUAUAUUCCUGACUUUUUAUUUUUCAAGACUGGGCUUCUCUGUAACUGUGGAGCCUGUCUUGGAACUCAUUCUUUAGGCCAGGCUGGCCUUUAACUCUUAGAAAUCUGCCUAUCUCUGCCUCCCCGGAGUACUGGAAUUAAAGUCGUGUCUUUAAUAACCACCAGCUAUUCCUGACUUUUUAACAGUGGGAUUUUAUUAGUUGGCUCUUGUUUUGGUUGCUACCCCCCCCACACACACACAUAAUUUGGCUGUGGAGAUGAAUAAUCUGAGUUCAAAUCCUCAGAAACGACUUAAAAUACAGUCGUAGUAGGGCCUGAACAGUUCCAGCAUUCCUAAAGCAAGAUGAGAGGUAAAGACAGGUGAAUCCUUGGAUGACUGAGGUCCACCAGAGAUGACUGCUGUGUAUCCCGUUUUGAAAGUCUGUUCCAGCUGAUUGGGACUACACAUAGGUAUUUGGGGCCCAAUUGUAACCCCAAGUGUUUAAAGCAACAGAGGUAAAGUGCUUGCCGCACUAGUAGGGAUCCCUGGCAUUAUCAAUGAAUCUGGGUGUGAAAGAAGAGCCUGUCUCUAUGUGGAGUGAUUAUCAGCCUCAGGCCUCUGUUAUGUCUGUUUCUCAUGAAAGUGAGAAAACAGAAUGGUAAUGCUCAUUUAGCUUCUCGACCGCACACCUUGGGGUGAACUUCCUCCAGCUCAGUGCAGAGGACGAACCCAAGCCACCAGCACUCUGAAACAUCAUCCUGGACAGUGCUUGGCGUUAGGUCAGAGCUGACUUCCCGAGAGCCCCAUAAACAAAAGUCUGUUGAACAGUGGUUCAGUCAGAUCUGAGUCCUUGCCCUCUAGAGUGUUCUGGGUGGCCUUUAACUACCAAGCUUUAUUUUAUUGUCCUUUGAAGUUGCCAGAUGCCACUAAAUUCUGGCUACUUAGCUUCUUAAGUUUCUAACUCCUGGCACUUAAUAAUUAUGUCUUCAGGAGCCUUUCUUAAAUUUUUGUUCAAUUGUGUGUAUACAUGCCUGUGUGAGUACAGUUGUCUUCAUUCCCUGCAUACAAGACACUGAGAUUGUCUUCCUCGCCCCCGGGGGGGGGGGGGUGUUUAGCUGACCACUGGUGGGGCAGGGAGCCUGCUUGAGUGCUUCUCGUCUAGUUGGGUUUGUAAAGUCUUGAAUCCCCAUAUGUAAGUAUCUAGAUGAAUCUUGUCUGCCCUGACCAUUGUUUUUUGACAGUCUUCAUUGUAUAGCUCUGCCUGCUGCUUGCUAUAUAGACUGGGCUGGCCUCACAUCUGCAUCUCACCUCUGCCUCCUGCCUCACAUCUGCGUCUACACCUCUGCCUCCUGUGUACUCAUCAUGGCCAUGAGUACCUGGCACUCUGCUGUGGUCUUGGCCAGUUGAAAGACCAGCACAGGAAAUGGUGUUAAUAUGUGUAGUCGUCCACAAAUAAUUGUCCUCAAGAGGCAGAUGCUAGCUUGCCAGAGGGAAGCAGCUGUACCUUUGUUUGACAGCCUUGUGUGGGAAGAAGCAGCUAUAGGCAGCCUGGGAUUGCUCAUUUGUGCCGAUUCAGUCUGUGGUUGGUACCCACACAGGAGAUAAAACAUUUUCCUUGGCCCUGUGCCUUUUGGAAGGAAGCCAUCCCCUUGAUUCAGCAUCCAUGCCUGUGAUGGGAAGGAAGGUUUUUGGUUUUGAGUUUGUAUGCAGCAUCUAGACUUCCUGUUUGCAAACCAUACUGUUCAAGUCCUGGAGGAGUGCUGAGGUCACCAAGUGACUGUGACAGUCAACUUGGUAGGAUUUAGGUUCACUGUGAAAACACCUUAGGAUGUUUCCAGAAAGGCGUAACUAAGGAGGGAAGGCCCACUUGACAGCACCAUUCUGUAGACUGCCGCCCUGCAGUGCAUCAGUGUUGGCACCUCCGGCCCUGACACGGACGCCUUGACCAGCCGCCUCAUGCCACUCCUGCGUGCCUUCCCCACCGCAGUGGACUGUGCCCUCUGACUGUGAGCUACAGUAAGCCCUUCCUUUCCUUAGUUGUUCCUACCAAAUACCUGGCAGGAACCAGUGAGGAAAGUAACUAGACAACUCAUCAGGAAAGCCAUUUACUUUCCUGAGACCUGGUCUGGACCAGCCAGAUACACCUGCCCACGCUGAAUCAGACAGAUUGAAGAGCAGAAACAAGGAUAACCACUUCCCGUGCUAAGGCUGCGGCUUUGGGAACAGCUGGUUCCCACUGGACAGCCAGGCAGUAGCUGUACUUGACAUCACAUUGGCAGCAGACAUACCUACCCACUCGGGUUCCUAAGUAUUUAGCAAGCUGGUUCUCUACAGCCAUUCAGUAGUUUGACAAACAAGGUGGGCCACAUCUGUAAUUCCAGGACCAAGACUUCAGGGACAUCUGCUACAUAGCAGGUUUGAGGCCAGCCUGGGCCACCUGAGAAUCUCAAAACUAAGAAUAUUUUUUUUCCAGUUCUCUUAUUUUUAUUUAUUUUUAGGCAGGUUCUCAGGUAGUCCAGGCUGACACCAAACUGUGCUAGUGGAUGACCUUGAACUUCUAAUCUCCCUGCCUCCUGGAAGGCUGUGAUUACUGUAGUAUUGGUGAAUUAAUGCGCACUAGGCAAGCACUGAGCCACAUCCCCAACCCCAGGUCUCUUUUUAAUCUGGCUUUGUAUUCAUCCUAAGAACCCAAAGAUGCAGCUCUUAGGAUUUGCUUUCUGCCUCUGCUAUUUGUGAGUUGUCCGGCUGCUCUGCAUCCCUGCUCUCUGGGGCCACAAUGCCUGAGCUCAGGGAAAGGAGUUAGUGUUCAAGCAGCUGGCCUUUGGAACAUCAAGGCCAUGUACACAUCAAAGAAAGCACGUGAGGUAAGCUCGGCCUGGAAGAGCCUGCCUGGAUCUUAAGCUUCAAAGGUAUUAAUGGGAAUUUUGUCAUCGCUCUGCCUCCGUGGAGAUUUAUCAAUCAUCUGGAGAAGGACAGAGCAGAGAACAUGAGAGCUUCUAGGACAGCAGCUUGCUGCAUCUUGGAACAGCUUACAGUGAGACAUGAGGAAGUGACUCCCCCUCUCUGGACCGUUUUUCAUCUGUAAAAUGGGAGGAAGGAUGAUAGCCCAGGGAUUACAUGCAUGGUCAAGCCAUGAGCUCACAGAAACCAAAGCUGCCAAAAUCAACAGUCAAACAGAAAAGGUCCUGCUCCUCACACCUCUCCAUCAAGUAGGCUUUAGGAUGCUUUUUGCCAAGAAGCUGCUACAGGAGCCUUGGGGGCUAGUAAGAUCAGGAUGACUCAGCGGAUAAGGACACUUGCAGCCAAUCCUGAUGACUGGCAUUUGAUACCCAGGACCCACAGGGUGGAAGGAGAGACCUAACUCCUACAAAUUAUUCUCUGAAUUCGAGUGUGUUGUGGCACGUUGCACACUAGUGUGCUACACAUGAUUUCAUUUAAAAAAAUCAUUUAUUACAUAUACAGUAUUCUGCCUGCACCCCAGAAGAGGGCACCAGAUUUCAUUAUAGAUGGUUGUAAGCCACCAUGUGGUUGCUGGGAAUUGAACUCAGGACCUCUGGAAGAAGUCAGUGCUCUUAACCGCUGAGCCAUCUCUCCUGCCCCGCACACGUAAUUCUUAAAGGAGUCUUUCAGUACUAUUCCCCUGUGUUGCAGCAGAGGGCCUCAGAUAUGCCCAAACCAAAGAGGACAGCUACCCUGACAGGACCUGAGUUGGCAGAGGUUACUUGGGCCUGGGGCAGUGGAUUUUUUAUUUGUUUUUGUGGGGAGGCACAAAGCAGAACACCUGAGUGACAUUUUCAGGCCCUCUCAUGCUCAGAGCUCUGGGGAGAUGGAUCUCACCCCGUGGUGACCAGGCUCUGAGCUAAGUAUAGCCUUGAGCUUCUCUGAUCUUACCGCGUCACUCAGGAGCACUGGGGUUGCAGGCAUGUGCCACACCUGGUUUUCCUGAGCGAAACCCUUCCUGUGCCUUGCCUUCUGCAAGCAUUCAAGCAAACCUGAGACUCACCGGAGCUGAAACUCUUCCACUCCUGACUAAGGCUGGCUGAGGUGGCCUUUUGUCCUCUGUUCUUCCCAGAGAAGAAUGAUGACUGUAUCCAAAGACACAGGCAGGAGAAGCCAGAGCACCAGAGUGCAGAUGUAGGGCUGUGUGGGGGAGCAAAGAUUAGCCUCAAGCCUGAUGCUGCAUAGAGCUGCUGACAGCAGAUGCCACAACACCAAUGCCCUUGACCUCAUUUUCAUAGCAUGUAAUUGAGAAUCUGGGAGGAGGAGGGUCAGGAGUUCAAGACCAGCCUCAUCUAUAUAGUGAGUUCCAAAACCAAAUAAUGGUUUUGAUAUUGGAUGAUAAUCUUUGACUGUUCACAUGAACACACUGCAAUUUCAAUAUCUAUGAGGCUAAAGGUCAGAGUAAGGGGUCAACCAGAUGUCUGAAUAAAGACACUUGCUGCCAACCGCCUGGAGAGAUGGCUCAGCGGUUAAGAGCACUAGUGGCCCUAUCGCCCUUCCUCCCAGAGGACCAGAGUACAAUUCCCACUAAACGCAUCCGUCCUGAGCUCUGGCGCCCUCCUGUGGGGAAAAAAAGACACUUGCUGCCAAGCCUGACCACCAGAAUUUGAUCACUGAUCCAACCAUUGUGGAAGGAGAGAACCAGCUCCCACAAGUUGUUCUCUGACCUAUACGCACGUGCACUCCCCACACAUGCAAAAAUAUAUAUAAAUAAAUAAUUUUUAAAUCAAGAUCAGAACUCAAGAUAUGAUACCAGACAAAUCUGAAGAAUGGUACAUCUGACUGAAUAGGUGGAUGGAAACAGAGGCCACGCCAUGUGUGCGCUAGAACUGGAACAGGGAAGGAAACAGGCGCUGUUCAGCACCACUGGAAGCCUAGCUCUUCUGACUGUUGGGUAGGAUGGAGUGUGUGGUGUGCGUGUGUGGGUGCAUGCGUGUGCGCGUUUAUGUGUGAGGGUACAUGAGUCUGUGUGUGUGAGUGUGUAGAGACUAGAGAGGACAGGUUGGUAGCAGGUGUCUUCUGUCACACCACAUACUACUUUUUGAGACAGGGUCUUUCACUGAACCUUGAGAUGAGCGAUCUGAUGGACUGGCUGGCCAGAGAGCUCUGGAAUCUGCUUGUCUGCACACCUUCCACUGAGGUUACUACAUGGAUAUUCUUGUAUAUGUUCAUGUGUGCAUGUACCAUCACAUGCAUGUGGAGGGCAGGGGACAACUAGAGGGAGUCACUUCUGUCCUACCAUGUGGGUCCCAGGGACUGAAUGUAGGUUGUCAGUCCUAGUUGCUGUUAGUUGGCUAUCUCUGUCUUACUGCCUUGAGCAGGGUAUCUCACUAGAAUUGAAGUUGGGCUAGUAGCCAAUAAGCCCCAGUAAUCUUCCACUGGGGGGUUAUAGGCAUACCUGCCAUGUUUGACUUUGUGUGUGAGUGCUACCAUGUAUUUGAACUCAGGUCCUCAUGUGUACGCAGCAAAAGCUCCUAUCCACUGUGAUAUCUGCCCAGUCCCUGUGUUUGCUAUUUAUACUUGUCUACAUUAUAUAAUGAUUGAAUAAAAAUAAUUAGCAUUUCCA